Messenger RNA from Suillus subaureus, 396 nucleotides. RefSeq lists its product as uncharacterized. The coding region runs from base 1 to 396 and encodes 131 amino acids. The record is from RefSeq and is a predicted model, not a curated record. The transcript has a single exon. NCBI's taxonomy places the organism in Eukaryota, Fungi, Basidiomycota, Agaricomycetes, Boletales, Suillaceae.
AUGAGGGAGCACACCUACACGCUGCUCGAGACGUUGGAGCGAGUUGAAUAUCAGGUCGAAGAUUUAGAGGUCGAUUGGUUCCAUGAAAGAGGGGAGCUUGAGGAGGUGCGCAUGAGACAUCUUGAAGAGGUUGAUGAGUUGCAAAGAAAGCAUGAUGAGGAGCUUGAGAGGCAGCAGGAGUGCAUUGAUGCAUUGGAAGAAGAAGUCCAAUUUCAGCAGGCAAUGCUGGAUGUCCUCAAUGACAAUGUCAAAUGGCUAGAGGUGGACAAUGAUCGCUACAAGAAUGGCAUCAAAGGGUUUAUUAGCAGAGGCGUUCAAGAUGGUAUGAACCACAGGGAGACACUUGCAUCAAUGAGAGACACCAUUGUUCAGCUCUUUGACAGCACUAACUUGUAA